This is a messenger RNA of Dendrobium catenatum, 1467 nucleotides long. Its product is annotated as peroxisomal nicotinamide adenine dinucleotide carrier. Bases 129 to 1163 code for a protein of 344 amino acids. The transcript has 11 exons. Gene Ontology annotation, biological process: transmembrane transport; nucleotide transport. The record is from RefSeq and is a predicted model, not a curated record. Lineage: Eukaryota; Viridiplantae; Streptophyta; Magnoliopsida; Asparagales; Orchidaceae.
GUCAUCCGCCACUUACUACUGAGUCCGGGAGUCCAAUUCCUUCAUAGUUCAUACGGAGCAAGGAAUUUCUACCUAUUCGGUUUCCGCCGCUUUCCGAGCUCUCCGCGCCGUCGUCGGCGUCGACUUCGAUGUCGGACGCUCUCAUCAACGGCGUCUCCGGGGCUGGCGGCGGGAUCAUCGCUCAGCUCAUCACCUACCCGUUGCAAACUGUCAAUACUCGUCAGCAAACGGAGCGCGAUCUGUCCAAGUCCAUAAACAGAGAUGGAACUCUUAAGCAGAUGUUCCAGGUGGUGAAGCAGGAGGGAUGGGGGCGGCUCUACGGAGGGCUGACGCCGUCACUAGUAGGCACUGCAGCAUCUCAGGGUGUGUAUUACUAUUUCUAUCAAAUAUUUAGAGACAGAGCAGAACUAGUCUCUCUUGCUCGCCAAAGGAAAGGUAUAGGAGAUGGAUCUCUUGGAAUGCUCCAAUCACUUGUUGUUGCUUCUCUAGCUGGAUCAGUGAAUGUAUUAUUGACAAAUCCAAUAUGGGUAAUAGUUACUCGCAUGCAGACUUUUAAGAAAAACAAGAAAGCACUACAAAAACAUGAUCUGCGAACAGUUACUACUGAAGUUCAAAAUGUUGCUGCUGAGCCUCUCCGCUAUGGAAUUCUUGAUGUAAUCAAAGAACUAUAUGAUGAAGCAGGCUUACUAGGCUUCUGGAAAGGAGUAUUUCCAACACUCAUAAUGGUCUGCAAUCCUGCAAUUCAGUUCAUGUUGUAUGAAUCCAUGUUGAAGAAACUAAAGAAAAAUCGUGCCUCCAACAUGAAAGGUGCUGAAGGGUUAACUGCAAUUGAGAUAUUCCUUUUUGGAGCUGUUGCCAAGCUUGGAGCCACCGUGGCAACAUAUCCCCUUCUUGUUGUCAAGUCAAGGCUUCAAGCAAAGCAAGGUCUUCAUAUAGAUAAGAGGCAUCGCUACCGAGGUACUUGGGAUGCGAUAACCAAGAUGAUCAGAUACGAAGGUCUCUUUCAAUUUUACAAAGGAAUGGGUACAAAGAUUGUCCAAAGUGUUUUUGCUGCUGCAGUCCUCUUCAUGAUCAAGGAGGAACUAGUGAAGAUGGCUAGAUUGCUGUUGACCCGUGAUCUCACACGUAAAAAUAGUUCAAGAUUGGAACCAUCUCGGCCAUAACUGGUUCUAAUUCUUUUCCCUUCCUGAUUUUACUAUCCUUAGAAGCAUAUAAUAGUUUCCACUUCUUGCCAUUCCUGAAAGCUUACUUUUCAGCCUAUUUAUCAAUGUUUUAUACUUGAAAAACAAUAAUUGUUAUCAUCACUGUCUUCAAUAUUCAUAUAAAACAAUUGGAAAUUAUCCAAGUUGCAAGUCUCAUCAACUUAGCCAAGUCAGGCAUGUAAUCGAUCUGUAACAACUUCAUAUGGAUACUUCUAGUUUUAUAGAAAAAGAAUGGCAAAAAAGUGUAGCGUAGAGAUUAAAUGUA